ACCACCGCCUCCCUGCCGGCGCCCGCCGCAGCUGCCGCCCGCCAGCUCGCCCGUGCAGCCGCGAUGCCCCGGAGCCUGACCCUGGCCCGGGUCCCCGGCCCAGGGGGUAAUUAGCCUCUGGGCACCCCGAGCGCCCGGUCACCAACGCCGCACCCCGACGCAGCGAUGGGCAACACCGUGCACAGGACCCUGCCAGACUCGAGCCCGCCGGCGCGUCUCCUGGCCACGCGGCCGUACUGCGGCCCUGGCCCUGAGCGGCGCGCAGUUCUGAGUGAUGCGCCGCGUUUCCACGCACAGGCCAAGGGCAAGAAUGUGCGGCUGGACGGCCACUCGCGCCGGGCCACGCGGCGCAACAGCUUCUGCAAUGGCGUCACGUUCACGCAGCGGCCCAUCCGGCUGUACGAACAGGUGCGGCUGCGCCUGGUGGCCGUGCGCCCGGGUUGGAGUGGCGCGCUGCGCUUCGGCUUCACCGUGCACGACCCAUCGCUCAUGAGCGCCCAGGACAUCCCUAAGUAUGCCUGCCCCGACCUCGUCACGCGGCCCGGCUACUGGGCCAAGGCGCUGCCCGAGAACCUGGCCCUGCGUGACACCGUGCUGGCCUACUGGGCGGACCGCCACGGCCGCGUCUUCUACAGCGUCAACGAUGGCGAGCCUGUGCUCUUCCACUGCGGCGUGGCCGUGGGUGGCCCGCUCUGGGCGCUCAUCGACGUCUACGGCAUCACCGACGAGGUGCAGCUCCUUGAGAGUGCGUUUGCCGACACACUGACGUCCACCCGCCUCAGCCAGGCCCACUUCAGCGCCUGCGUGCCGUCCAGCAGCCACGACGCAGCCAACUUCGACAACAACGAGCUCGAGAACAACCAGGUGGUGGCCAAGCUAGGCCACCUGGCGCUGGGCCGUGGCCCAGGCCAGCAGCCUGCAGACGCCGCGGCCGCCUCUAUCCCGUGUGGGCCCCGUGAGCGCACGCGGCCCUCGUCAUCGCCCGCGCUGCUUGAGGCCGACCUGCGCUUUCACGCGACGCGUGGUUCUGACGUCAGCCUGUCCGCCGACCGCAAAGUGGCCUGUGCGCCGCGGCCUGAAGUCGGCCGCACACUUGUCUUCUCCGAGCGCCCGCUGCGACCCGGCGAGAGCCUCUUCGUGGAGGUGGGCCGCCCCGGGCUGGCGGCGCCCGGCUCGCUGGCCUUCGGCAUCACAUCGUGUGACCCUGGCGGACUCCGGCCCGCCGAGCUGCCGGCCGACCCCGACGCGCUGCUUGACCGCAAGGAGUACUGGGUGGUGGCGCACGUCGGACCGGUGCCCAGCGGCGGCGACGCACUCAGCUUCACGCUGCGGCCCGGCGGCGACGUGCUCCUGGGCGUCAACGGGCGCCCGCGUGGCCGCCUACUGUGCGUCGACACCACGCAGGCGCUCUGGGCCUUCUUUGCCGUGCGCGGUGGCGCCGCGGGCCAGCUGCGCCUCCUCGGCACGCUUCAGUCCAGCCCUGCAACCACAUCCCCAUCGGGGUCCCUCAGCGGCUCCCAGGAUGAUAGUGAUUCCGACAUGGCCUUCAGUGUCAACCAGUCCUCUUCAGCAUCUGAGUCAUCUCUGGUGACAGCCCCCAGCUCCCCGCUGAGCCCCCCGGUGUCCCCCGUAUUCUCCCCCCCAGAGCCGGCAGGCAGCAAGAACAGCGAGUGCACGGUGUGCUUUGACGGUGAAGUGGACACAGUUAUCUACACGUGUGGACACAUGUGCCUGUGCCACAGUUGUGGCCUGCGGCUCAAGAGGCAGACCCGGGCCUGCUGCCCCAUCUGCCGGCAGCCCAUCAAGGACGUCAUCAAGAUCUACAGGCCAUAGCCUGGCCCACUGACAGGCCUUGGCCAGAGCACAGUCACCUUUCUGAAGCCCUCUGGGCUGAGCAACCACCAUGGCCACCAGGGAGUCAAGAGCAGCCAUCUCGUCUGCCAUUCUUCAAUGGUGGGCAAGGCAUGACAGUUAUGGAGAUGAGGCCCUGUGGGUCUGAGCCCCAGCAGGGGCUGCUUCUGGCUCAAAAGUGCUAUGCCCCCAAGAGGCCGUCCCAAGAGCAAGCUCAGGAACUGCCUGGCAGGCCACCCUGUCCUUUGGUGACCCCUCAGCUGGGAAACAGCAUGCUCAGUGCAAUGCUUUUGGCUGGGUGGGAUUGAGUGUGUGGGAGGGAGGGGUCAGAGGAGAGACGAGGAAUGUGUGAGAAUGAGUGAGAGAGAAUGCACAGGUAUUUAUCAUGGGAUCCUGGCUUUAGGAGGUUACUUAACAUGAAGGAAUGUGCAAUCCAGAGCCCAGAAGUUAGCGUGGCUAGAAAUGGUUCACUUUCUGGGACUGUGACAUCAGCUGGUUUUGAAGAUAUGAAAACCUGCACCUAAACAGAACUCCCUUGGAUGGUAUAGAAAGGGAACACUCAGAUUUUCUAAGGGGAGGAAAAAAUAGCUCAUUGUUUACAGCUCCAAAGCAACAGCUCCAUGGGGAGAAGGUGGGCGGAGAACAUAAAAGAACAAUUUGCUUUUUUAGUUUCUUAGUCCUCAAGAGGAGUUCUGAUGGGUGCUGCUGCCUAGAGCUCUGGGUGGUGUCACCCCAAAGCCUUCACCCUUUCACCCCCUAGACAGCCUAAUCCUAAGCACACCACACCUCGGUGUGACCCGGGCCCUAGAUGCUCUUAGACUGUAGCCCCCUUGCCCUCCCCAAGGAGGAGACAAGCGGCAGGUUCUCUUUUCCUGGGGGAGGGAAAGGAUCCUAGAGAAGGGUGACUCAUGCAGAGUUGGAAGGGCCCCCCCGUCGAGCAGACAGGUCUGCACAUCUGUGUAGGCCUGGGUCUGGCAUUCACCAGUGGCUCUGGGCGUGCAUCACCGGGCUGAUCUGCUGUCAGAGUCCGAGGGAGAGUCAGGGCCGCACCACUGCUCCUUGUUCUGCAUCUCGGCUUUUGUUCCCCUGCUGAUCACUAAGAUAUUAAUUGAUCACUAGGAAGUUAGUAAGUGAGGCAGUAACUGAACAUGCUGACACUGGGACUCCCCACCUCCCAGGGCUGUGUGCUGGGCACUUCCUGUGACCCUGGCCUUGCCUCCACCCCCUCAUCCCUGCCCAGGCCCAUCUCUGCAGACUCCCAGGCCACACCUGGGUGGAUGGGCUGGCCCAGGCCUGCAUCUCCCUUCCUAGCCCCAGUUCUGGGCCCCACCUCUGCACUGUCUUGUGGGGAAGUCCCUGGGCCUCUCUGAUUCCCAGUUCCCAAUCUUUCCAAGAGGAAGCCUAGUACCUGCCCACUCCAGAGCCCUUGGGAGGACCAGCACAACAUUUGAAAAAGCCCAAGACACCUUGCAGAGAGCAGGUACCAUUUUUUUACAACUCCUAAUCUGCUCGUCUGCUGAAUGUGCGUUGGGUGUCUGGGAGCCUGGAGCCCAGCUCUGCUGAGCCCUCAACAAAUGAAGUCCCUGAAGCCGGUUGGUCUCUGCUCUUCUGAUGCUGCAGGUCUUGGACCAACUGCUGUUCUGCCUGAAAGUGGUCACAGUGUUCUGACCUAUCUCAACUUCAGAAACUCCACUCUUGGCCCUACAAGGACCCCUGACUGGUUAUUUUUACCUAGUGAGUUUGGGGAACACACCCACAUUUUAAUUUUACAGCAGAAUCUUUUGGGGAGCUAGUGGAACUCCAGCAUUUGCCAAAAUGAGAGUGAGAAUCUAGGCAGCACCAAGGACACAGCUGAAUUUGGUCACCUUCCAUCUCCCCAGUGUGCCAGGUGUGGGCAGGCACAGGCCCUGUGUGAGAGGCCUUGCUGCACCCAGGACUGUGGUUCUCCAGGCAGCACCUACUGCCUGGAUGGAGCCACACGCAAGCUCCCGGUGUCUCAGCAGCUGGGAGGUGGGCCGGGGGUGUCUCUCUCCUGCCCCUUGCCCUUUCUGACUGCCUACUAGGGUUCCAGCCCGGGUCAUGUAUAGCUACCACCAGGAAGCAAGUGACUGAGGGCCUGGACCCCAGGUAGGCCAGGCCACACCCCUGGUGACCUGUUACCUGAGAUGAAGGGAGCCAGUGGCCUGUUUAACUUGCUCUACAGCUGCUAUAAAUAACCUCCCCAUUUUCAAGAGGAAUUAAGGGGGCGUUUAUCUUCUAAAAACCAGACAUUUCAGGAUGCUCUAAGCUGAUUGAUUCAGUGCUACAGGGGAGUUGUUCAUAGGCCCUCUUUGUUCUGGUGGAGAAGAGGCAGAGGAAAGGGAACCACUCUUGUGUAUUUUGCAUCACUGUGCACCUCAGCACAGGGCUGGGAAGGUCUCAUGCAUCAAUCCCGCGAGCCAGGUCUUAUUACCACAUAGGGUCAUAUCUAAGACACCACCGAUUAUCAAACACGCCAUUUUAUGUACUGCUGAGGAAAAACACUGCCAAUUUUGACUGUAAGAUGCCACAGCUAUACAACUCAUUCUAAUCAGAGAUACUUAAAUGUAAAAAACCUGUGCUGCUUAGAACUGAUGAACUACGGUACAAUCUCCAUUGGCAGGUAAGAGAACUGAGGUCCUGUAAGUGAAGUGAGUUAGGCCUGCAGCCCGGGAGGGGGCAGGGCUGGGGUGCAAAUCCAGGAGUCUCUGGUGCCAAAUCCCACACCCUCCACCGCCUGGCCCCAAAUCGCAGAAAGCUCGACUGGCUGAGUUUUCUUGUUUAAAAUGAACGUGGGCAGCCCUGUGGAGAGAGGCCAGGCUCCUGCACUUAUGUAGAGGAUUCCAGCCCCAGACUGUGGUCCUCCUGCCACCCAUACACUAGAAGGACAAGUGUCCUUUCCAGGCGCACCUGCCCACUGCCCCCUUCUCCCAGAGGAACCGAGCUGUGUGGGGUCUUACAUCUGACCCCAGGGCCUCCUGUUUUGGGGGCUCCCAUGUAGGGCAGCUUUGGAGGGGGCUGAGGGCCGUGUCCCACCAGCUUCCUGAGCCUCAUGACCACCACCCCUCCUAGCAGGGACUCCAGGGGUAGGAUGGGGGAGACCAAAGAAUACCCACCUUUGGUGUGUGGUCUUGUGCCUGAGGAUCACCAGGGAAACUGGGCUGUUUCCAAGUUGAAAACAAACUAUUUCUAGUCCAUUCCCAGAACUGGGAGUUUCUGGAAUUUAGCUACCUGGACUUUCUGGGUAACAGUUCUCCUCACUGCAGCAACACUUUCUCAGUCAUUUAACACCCACUCGUCAGCAGGCCUGUGUUCUGGACACGGGGCUGGGAACUGGGAGUAAAGACAGAGCCUGCAGUGAGCCUGCGGUCCAGAGCAGGAGAUGGACAGAUUUAUGAACUCUUAUUUGACCCCUCUGGUGUCAGGUCCUUGUACUAGCACAUGGUAGUUUCUCAUUAAAUGUUUACUGAAUAAAUCAGAAAUCAAACUACGUGUGUUGAGGGGUUUGGUAAAAUACUACCUACACGUGCACAUAAAGUCAACCCACCUCUGCUGAGUGCCUACUAGGUGUGGCGUGCUGGGGUCUGAGAGUACAGUGCCCCAGCUCUGCCUUCAGAGAUAAAGACAAUGAGAGGAUGAGACAUUUGGGGAGAAUCCUUUGGGCCUUCUUAGCCAUUCUCUUGCUUCAGGGCUCUAUCUUGGCAAGUGCGCACAACUGCUUUCCUUCCCCAGAGCCUCCUGCUUGCUUCGAAAAGCCUCUGUGUCAGAGAUGCCAGGCACCUUGUUACAGUGAGCAGCUGCCCCAAUGGCCUUGGGCAGAAUCCCCAAAGGCAUCACUGGUUGAUGAUCACCCUCAGGUCCUGCCAGGGAGAUGGAGGGGUGGGGGGCGCAGUUGGCUACCUGCUACUUUCAGCCCUUGGGACUGGUUGCUGGAAAUCAGUCCCCAAGUCCCCAGAGAACCCCCAGUCAGUUCCAGUUGAGAAAUGGGGCUGUGUGAAGUCUUGGAGAGGCAGUGACUUCCCCUGCUUGGUUCCGUCUCUGCCCCAGUUCUGGCAGACGCACACCGGCUCAGGAACACGUGGCCUCCUGGCAGUUCUUGGUAUUUAAUUGCCCCACUGUCUUUUCCAAAUCCCUAAUGAGAUGACUUGUACAACAAUCUGUCUGUGCCUUAUGAAAGCGUCUGUGCACUUUUAAUCUUUUUUAAAAGCAACUUUUAGAAAGUGGGCAGGGGACUAGCGUACAUGGUAGUGUUCUAGAAAUCUGUGAUAAUCACAGAAACCUCUCUGCAUUAUGUUGCUGAUGUUGGAGUGAUGAAGUCCCUCAUCCCACCCCCAGCUACCUGUGUACAGACCUUUUAAACAAUGUCUAUUAUUAUUACUUUUCUGAUUCAGUACUGUGACCUCUCCAAUACAGUCUAAUCUUUGGUGGAUCUGUAAUAAAGGGUUUAAAACCUGGGGGAUUGGUUGGGAAGGGUUUGCACUGGUCCUGUGUGUUGUGUUUUGUGUUGUGUGUUUCAGUUUUGUCUGUUUUUAUCAGUUUUAUAUUAACAUAAUUUUACUGUUUAAAAAACAAAUACAACUUUUAACUUGUUCAAAGAAAGUCUCACAACUC
Manis javanica (Malayan pangolin) is the source of this 6480-nucleotide messenger RNA. RefSeq names its product neuralized E3 ubiquitin protein ligase 1B (gene NEURL1B). The record is from RefSeq and is a predicted model, not a curated record. Gene Ontology annotation, biological process: ubiquitin-dependent endocytosis. Gene Ontology annotation, molecular function: ubiquitin protein ligase activity. Lineage: Eukaryota; Metazoa; Chordata; Mammalia; Pholidota; Manidae. Gene Ontology annotation, cellular component: early endosome.